GUCGAGCGUCGCCUGGCCUCGGCGCUGCAGUGCUGUCAGGGCAGGUGGCCCUUCCUGAACUUUACAAAGCCAGAGCUCUACCGCGCCCUCGAGGAAAACUUGCGCAGCACGCCCGAGACAGAGCGUUGGCUUCGGGAGCUGUACGGCCACCGGCGGCGACGCCGGGAGCGAG
Molecule: messenger RNA, 172 nt
Organism: Symbiodinium sp. CCMP2456
Lineage: Eukaryota; Dinophyceae; Suessiales; Symbiodiniaceae
Source: the annotation of a GenBank genome assembly